GAGGAAAUGCACAGGAUCUGGAACAACUGCUGCUUUAUUUCUUCCCCGGUGAGGAACACUGGUGGUUUUUUCCUACUUGAUAAUUUUAGAGUUCAAAUAAACAGCAGUCAGUUGAGAUUGGACAACACUGACAAGAAAGCUUUAAGUUUUGUCCCUUUCUGCUUACAGGAACGUGUGCAUGCCCACUUAUUAAUGCAGGAGAGGUGAAGCCAUGGCUGGCUUUCUGUUACUGCAAACCUGUGCUCGUGGAGCCUUCCUUCUGCCAGUUGGUAACCACCCUCACUCCAAAUCCCUUCUCGACAGGAGAGCUUUUAUUCCCCUCCUGUAAUGGCCACACGGACACCUUGCAGGCUUCCCUUCCUAGACUAAAGCUUAUUUUCUUUUUUUUCUUGAUUUUGAGUGGAAAAUGCCAGUAAAAGCUAAUGAUGAAUGUUCUUCAGCCAUUCACGUGACAACAAGAAAUAUCAAGUUGGUAAAGAACCAGCUUACAUAGUUCUGAGUUAUGUUUAGCUGUGGUCUUAGAGAGAACCGUGUGUCCAGGCUGGUAAUUUGUUUUAAAAUUCUAAUUCACCUUAGUGUAUAAGCUGUCUGCUUCUGAAGUACUUGUUUUUUUUAAUGGUAUGAUCUCAUUUCUGCAAGCUAAUUUUGGAAUACUACAAUAAGCAAAAGCCUGUUAAUCUCCAGCUCAGUUGGGGAACACAACCAAUUCAGCAGUGGCUGAAUGCAGCAGUGCAAGCAGGGAAAAGGUGCACUAAACUUGUCAUGCCAUGAGGACCUUGUGGGGCUUCAGAGAGCCUGUGGGUAAUGGACCAGGAGGGAAGAGAUCUUGUCCUCAAGUAUUUUCAUAUGUUGACUUCUAUUUUUGCAUGAAGGUAAGACGAUGUGUUCAGAUCAUGUGCUCAGGUCACUUACCUGCCUUGUCACCCUCUCUGGGUCAAAAAGGGCCUGUUUCAGUAGCAAAGGUCAUUGUUUCAGUAGAGUUGGGAAAAACAGGAGCUACAGCGUUGCGUCUGCAGCUGAUGUAUUUAUGCACUUCAGUCUCCUUUUCAUACAGGACAUGAACCUGGAUGGCUAAUGGUGCUGUGCUGGGCUCUGAAAGAUGAUGUUGAGUUUGAUGUGAGAGAUCUGAGGUUUCUUUUGAGCACAUGUCACCAGUGUUAUAAUCCCAAACUUCCCACUUUGCUGCAGGGGCAGUGUGCAGUCCUGGGUUUCCUGUGUCCCCUCACAGCAAAGCACUGUUACCAAGAAUGGCACCAGACAGUGUGUUUUAAAGGGCAGCAGAGCUGGGUCUGGCUUGUCAGCCAAAAUGCAGAGGGAUCCCUUCCCACAGAGCUCUGCAUCUGUAAUGUGUGGUAAAACCAUUAUAUUUUCAGGACAGAAAGAACUGAUCUUGGGGAUGAACAGAAGUGAAGAAUUUCAUCCUCAUACAAUCUUGUUGUAAUAAUUUUUUAAAAUACUCAUGGAAUUCCUCUGCUGGCAAACCAGAGCAUCCACCCUUUGUUUGCUUUGUUCUUUCCCAAGUCUCUAUCAGUGCACGUGUGACUGAAAACAAACCUCAGUUUCCUCUGCUUGGAAGCUCUCGUGAACCUAUCUGGAGGGGCAGAACUGAGAGACUGAGGGCAGAGUGCUGUGGAGGAGGCAGUGUCUGUUCAGCUCAGCUGGAGGAGGAUGCUCUUAUGGUAUGGCAUAGCACAUCCACUGGAAGGUAUCAUGAAGGAGCAGUUGUGGCUCCUAGUCCACUUCUCGUUCACCCACAAAACAAGGAUGCUGUGGAGCUGCUCUGACUCUUGUCUUAAAGUAUUUAGUUAAGAAGAUGGAGGCCUUUGCUCUUUUGCUGUGCCUGCCUGGGCCAGACCACCCCUGCCCUGCACACAGGAGAGCCCAGUUUUGGGUAUCUGCCCCAGUGCAGCUUGUUGUCCCAUGCGGCCUGUGGGUAGGCAUCCUGAGUGCAUCCCAUGGCUCAGGGGUGGGUUUGCCAAUAGCUGCCCGUUGUGCUGGCAGCAGGGACCCUGCAAAUGGCCUCGCUGCCUAUGGGCUCGGAGGCACAGGUCCUGGAGGGUGGAGCUGCCUUGGGAGGAGGUGUGCUCAGGGAGAGAGGGAGUCUGCUGGGCUGCGCGCUCUCUGUCCACUUGCUGUUGUGAAGGAAUUUUUGACCUGACCAGACCCAGCUUUUUAUUAUACCAGCGAAAUUUCCGACUCGUUUCCUACUUGGAGGAGUUUAAGAAUUCCUGCCAGCACUUUUCCAGAGGGAAGCCAUGCCCUGCCACAGAGCCGUGCGCCCGCUCCUGCUGACACUGUGCUUCCUGCUGCCCGCUGCACUGGCAGCAGAGCACCCACGGGGCCCCCUGCCCACACUGUGGAACGAGCCGGCCGAGCUGCCCUCCGGAUCCGGCCCCUUCGACGCCACCACCACCGCACGGCUCUCGGAUGCCACCGCCUUUGCUCCAUACACCUCCGAGCUGGAGCCCGAGGACACCACCCACCUGCACCGGCUCGAUGCUGGCGACGGUUCGCUGGGGCCCGGAGCUAUCGGUGCCAUUGUCAUCGCUUCCCUCCUGGGUACGUCUGUGCUCGUGGCCUUGGUUGUCAUCACGCUGAGAAAGUUCUCUGCCUCCUGAACUCAAUAAAAGAUUUCUGUACCACAACAGCCCUCUGUCUGCUCCCCAUCUGCUGCGCUCACAUUGCUCCUGGUGUGCAGCUCUGCUGGGAGCACUGAGCCCUGGCAGCUCCACCGCAGCGCUAUCAGCC
This is a messenger RNA of Phasianus colchicus (ring-necked pheasant), 2748 nucleotides long. It is a transcript of the gene SNORC, whose product is annotated as secondary ossification center associated regulator of chondrocyte maturation. Gene Ontology annotation, cellular component: cell periphery. Gene Ontology annotation, biological process: cartilage development. Lineage: Eukaryota; Metazoa; Chordata; Aves; Galliformes; Phasianidae. The record is from RefSeq and is a predicted model, not a curated record.